Molecule: messenger RNA, 1556 nt
Organism: Syzygium oleosum
Lineage: Eukaryota; Viridiplantae; Streptophyta; Magnoliopsida; Myrtales; Myrtaceae
Product: WUSCHEL-related homeobox 8
Exons: 3
Coding region: 128-1111 (327 amino acids)
Molecular function (GO): DNA binding; DNA-binding transcription factor activity
Source: RefSeq, a predicted model, not a curated record
UCACUGAUCACUGCAAAAAGUACGCUCUCCUCCUCCUCCUCCCCCUCCUCCUCCUCCUCCUCAACAACCGCCGCACGCUCGGCGCAUUCCUCCACACCCCUGCGCGUGCCAUGAGAAGGAGGCCGUGAUGGAAUGGGAGAAGCAGGAACACCACCACCACCACCACCACCACCACCAGCAUCACCAGCAGCAGCAGCAGCAGCACCAGCACCAGCAGCCGCCGCAGCAGGCGAAGGAGGCUCAGCAGCAGCAGCAGCAGCAGGGGGGCGGCGAGGGCAUCGGUAACGGGGCGGCGGGCGGGAACGGGGUGCUGUACGUGAAGGUGAUGACGGACGAGCAGCUGGAGACGCUCCGGAAGCAGAUCGCCGUCUACGCCUCCAUCUGCGAGCAGCUCGUCGAGAUGCACAAGAACCUCACCGCUCAGCAGGAUCUCGCAGGAGUUAGGCUGGGAAAUUUGUAUUGUGACCCCCUGAUGACAACUGCUGGUCACAAAAUAACUGCCAGGCAGCGAUGGACUCCAACUCCUAUACAACUUCAAAUUCUUGAGCGCAUCUUCAAUGAAGGAAAUGGUACUCCAAGCAAACAGAAGAUCAAAGAGAUUACUACCGAACUGAGCCAACAUGGACAAAUUUCAGAAACAAAUGUCUAUAACUGGUUCCAGAACCGGCGUGCACGAUCGAAAAGGAAACUACAGAAUACAGCUGGCAACAAUACUGAAUCUGAAGCUGAAGCAGAAGUUGAGUCACCAAAGGAGAUGAAGACAAAACCAGAGAUCUUUCAAUCUCAGCAGAAUCCAGUAUCAAGGAACGAAGAUAUGUGCUUCCAAAGCCCUGAGAUUAGCUCAGAUCUUCAUUUUGCUGAUUCACAGACCAAAGUGGAGAGCAUGUUUUCUUCAGACGGCAGUUUAAGAUCCAGGAGUAGGAACCUGGGCCAGCUAUCUUUCUAUGAUGCCAUGUUGUCAAAUGCAGGUACAUACUCAGAUAUACACCUCAUUAUUAAGGGGAGUCAUCUAGUUGGUCUUGCAGGAAACGAGCAUCUGGGUGGGAAGAUGGAAGUACCAGGAGCCUACGGUCUGUAUCAUCAUGCGGAAGACUUUGGCAUGAGCGGAUGAUGCUGAUUGGUGCCGCAGAUCUCUCUCUCUCUCUCUCCUACAUAUAGCAUAACUUGCCUGCCAUGCUAAUGCUGAUGCUUAGCUUUUGCGGCUCGCGGCGUCAUAGCUAGGUCGGAGCCUAAUCUUGCAGAGUUGGGUGUUCGGUUUGCUUUUUGUGAAGGAACUGAUUUUUACUGAAGAUCAUACGCUAGUUUGACUAGUUUGUUUGGAUUUGAUGAACUAGUUUUGCGCAGAUUUGUUCACGGGAAUGGGAUGAUCGCUGUAUAUUCUGUCCAAGUUACUCUGGCUCUUGCAAUUCGGGAUGCUUGGCGUUUAGAUAGACCCUCGAGUUAGGCCCGGUUUUUCGUCUGUCCUAGGUCUUACCUACUGUUGAAGAUGAACCUGCGAAGCUUUGUGUUUCAUCUAGUUUACAUAUAUGCAUGAUGUCGUGCACCCGUUCAGUCAA